Molecule: messenger RNA, 1519 nt
Organism: Prunus avium (sweet cherry)
Lineage: Eukaryota; Viridiplantae; Streptophyta; Magnoliopsida; Rosales; Rosaceae
Biological process (GO): GPI anchor biosynthetic process
Cellular component (GO): endoplasmic reticulum membrane
Molecular function (GO): hydrolase activity, acting on ester bonds
Source: RefSeq, a predicted model, not a curated record
UCUCUCUCUCUCUCUCUCUCUCUCUCUCUCUCUCAGAACUGCUCUGAGAGUCCAUGGGAGGCAACCAGUCGCAUCUCCACACGAACAUUCCUCGCCGACUCUAGAACCCUCUAGAAGACCCCUUUCUCUGUUGACUUUCUGCUUCCCAGAACAGAUGGCUCUGCUUCGUUGCAUUCUCUUCCUCGCUGCACUCUGCUCUCUGAUUCCUGCUCUUCACGCCAGCGCUGGCGAUGCUGAUCCGAUUUACAAGUCUUGUGUGGUGCAGUGUGAAAAAUCUGGAUGUGUAGGAGAGAAAUGCUUUCAACACUGUAAAUUUUCAUCUGAUGGGAAACCUAUUGAUGGUCCAUGGUACAUGCAAGAACCGCUUUAUUUGCGCUGGAAACAAUGGGACUGCCGCAGUGACUGCAGGUACCACUGCAUGCUUGCUAGGGAGGAGGAGAGAGAGAAACUUGGUGAUAAGCCUGUCAAGUAUCAUGGAAAAUGGCCAUUUCAGCGUGUUUAUGGCAUCCAGGAACCUGUUGCUGUUGCUCUUUCUGCUCUCAAUCUUGCCAUGCAAUUUCAUGGUUGGAUAUCUUUUUUCAUCCUUGUAUACUACAAAUUGCCUUUGAAUCCAAAUAAGAGGACUUACUACGAAUAUACGGCCGUGUGGCACAUCUAUGGGAUCUUAUCAAUGAACUCUAGGUUUUGGAGUGGUGUAUUUCACAGCCGAGAUGUGGAGUUAACAGAGAAGCUAGAUAUUUCUUCUGCUGUAGCACUACUUGGAUUCUCACUCAUUCUAGCAUUACUUCGAGCUUUUAAUGUGAGAGAUGAGGCUGCCAGGGUCAUGGUUUCUGCUCCGCUGAUUGCAUUCGUGACCACACACAUACUGUACCUGAACUUCUAUAAACUUGAUUAUGGUUUGAACAUGAAAGUGUGCAUGGCCAUGGGCAUUGCUCAGCUUCUUACAUGGGCAGUUUGGGCUGGUGUUACUCGACAUCCAUCACGCUGGAAGUUGUGGGUGGUGGUGGCAGGAGGAGGCCUUGCCAUGGUCUUUGAGAUAUAUGACUUCCCACCUUACCAGGGUUAUAUAGAUGCGCUUGCUCUCUGGAAUGCAAUCAACAUACCUCUUACAUACCUUUGGUGGAGUUUUGUCAGGGAUGAUGCUGAGUUUAUGACAUCGGCCCUCCUGAAGAAAGCAAAGUAGCAGUUCUGGACCUAAAGCAUGAAUGAUCGAAUGGUGCAAUAUAUCAAAGUACAUGACAUGCGCACCCCUGUUAAUUUAUGAAGGUUCUCUUUUUUCUCAUGUGUAAUGCGUUUCUUCUUCGAAAUGCUUACCAUGAUGUGGUUCCCUUCGUUUUUUGCAUUUCAUUGGUAAUCCAAUUGUUUCCACUGUAUAUGUGGGAUGGGAUCCAGAUUUCCAGGUCUUUGUGUUGGUGCUUUUUUUUUUUCCCUGGAAAAUCUCAGUUCGCAUAUGUAAGAAUCAAAUAACCAAGUUACUGUAUUUUGCUGUAUAUCCUUUGUGGAAUACCAUUUAGCAUGC